CGUCAAGCACCAUCUCCGCAAUUCUCCCCAACAUCCGCCAUCUCUUCCUUGUUAUCUUGCAUUCAGCUGGAGUCUAGGAGCACGGCUUGACAUUGUAUACUUAUAUACGCACGCCAAUUCCAUCACAAUGCAGAGAGCUCUCACAUCGCGGGCGCGGACUUCGGCCCUGAACUCGAGCGCCAAGCUCCGGUCAACGAGCUUCAACCUCCAGCAGCAGCGAUUUGCACACAAGGAGCUGAAGUUCGGCGUCGAGGCACGAGCAUCAUUGCUCAAGGGCGUCGACACACUAGCGAAGGCGGUAUCAACGACAUUGGGUCCCAAGGGUCGCAAUGUGUUGAUUGAGUCUAGCUACGGCUCUCCCAAGAUCACCAAGGACGGUGUAACGGUCGCAAGGGCCAUCACCCUCCAGGACAAAUUCGAGAACCUCGGAGCCCGCCUGCUCCAGGAUGUCGCUUCCAAGACCAACGAGGUUGCUGGUGACGGUACCACCACUGCCACCGUCCUCGCCCGCGCCAUCUUCUCUGAGACUGUCAAGAACGUCGCCGCUGGCUGCAACCCCAUGGAUUUGAGGCGCGGAACCCAGGCCGCUGUUGAGGCGGUUGUCGAUUACCUGAGGGCCAACAAGCGGGACAUCACCACAAGCGCAGAGAUUGCCCAGGUUGCUACUAUCUCCGCUAACGGUGACACACACAUUGGCAAGCUACUGUCAAACGCUAUGGAGAAGGUCGGAAAGGAGGGUGUCAUCACUGUCAAGGAGGGCAAGACGACUGAGGACGAGCUCGAGGUUACUGAAGGCAUGAAGUUCGACCGUGGCUACAUCUCCCCCUACUUCAUCACCGACACCAAGACCGCGAAGGUCGAAUUCGAGAAGCCUCUGAUUCUCCUCUCCGAGAGGAAGAUCUCCGCUGUCCAGGACAUCGUCCCCGCUCUCGAGGCCUCCCAGCAGCUCCGCCGACCCCUCGUUAUCAUUGCUGAGGACAUUGACGGUGAGGCUCUUGCCGUCUGCAUCCUCAACAAGCUCCGCGGCCAGCUUCAGGUCGCUGCCGUCAAGGCCCCUGGCUUUGGCGACAACAGGAAGUCUAUCCUCGGUGAUCUUGCUGUUUUGACCAAUGCUACCGUCUUCAGCGAGGACCUCGACAUCAAGCUCGAGAAGGCUACCCCAGACAUGUUCGGCUCAACUGGCUCCAUUACCAUUACCAAGGAGGACACUGUCAUUCUCAACGGCGAGGGCAGCAAGGACCAGGUUGCGCAGCGCUGCGAGCAGAUUCGUGGCGUCAUCAACGACCCUACCACCUCUGAGUACGAGAAGGAGAAGCUCCAGGAGCGUCUCGCCAAGCUAUCUGGUGGCGUCGCCGUCAUCAAGGUCGGUGGUGCUUCUGAGGUUGAGGUUGGUGAGAAGAAAGACCGCAUUGUUGACGCCUUGAACGCUACCCGCGCCGCUGUUGAGGAGGGCAUUCUACCCGGUGGUGGUACUGGUCUACUGAAGGCCUCUGCUAACGCGUUGGGCUCAGUCAAGGCUGAGAACUUCGACCAGCAACUUGGUAUUACCAUUGUCAAGAACGCCAUCACUCACCCUGCUCGCAAGAUUGUCGAGAAUGCUGGUGCCGAGGGCUCUGUCAUUGUUGGCAAGCUCAUGGACGAAUACAAGGGCGACUUCAACAAGGGCUUCAACAGCGCCAAGGGCGAGUACGUCGACAUGAUCGCAGCCGGCAUUCUUGACCCUUUCAAGGUCGUCCGCACUGCACUUGUUGACGCUAGCGGCGUCGCAUCGCUCCUUGGAACCACAGAGGUCGCCAUUGUCGAGGCUCCUGAGGAGAAGGCAGCUGGUCCCCCAGGUGGUAUGGGCGGCAUGGGAGGUAUGGGAGGUAUGGGUGGCAUGGGCUUCUAAACAGCUGAAGCCUGGCCCCUCUCUUCUCUUUCCUAUCUAUACCCAUGUUCUACUAUAUCCACUAUUAGUGAUCUCGUCUUUCCCAGCGAUGGUUCAUGUACACGAUAUUGGGUAGGCUCUCCGCUCUUCUCUCCUGUUUUCUCUCCACCUUUAUGAAAAGCGCAGCAUUAUUGGAUGUUUGAAUUUGUACAAUAUCAUGUGUAAUAUCUAGACGCUCCUGGGAAGGACAAGAUGUAAAAGCGACCAAGGAAAUGUAAACAACGUUAAACAAACCGCACAGACAUGAGUUGUGAACGAUGAUGUGACAUGAAAGAUAGCGGGAGGAGUGAUGAAUAUGGCUUAGCAGCCCUCGUUGCUGUGGCGCCCAGGGCCGUCAGCUAAUCCUGUUGGUCCUCGAAAGCAACCCCACCAAGCGUCGUUAAAAUACCCCACCACCUGCACUACCCUUCCUCAUCAGCCUCAGCAACC
Messenger RNA from Cucurbitaria berberidis CBS 394.84, 2356 nucleotides. Its product is annotated as chaperonin GroL. NCBI's taxonomy places the organism in Eukaryota, Fungi, Ascomycota, Dothideomycetes, Pleosporales, Cucurbitariaceae. The record is from RefSeq and is a predicted model, not a curated record. Gene Ontology annotation, biological process: mitochondrial unfolded protein response; apoptotic mitochondrial changes; protein import into mitochondrial intermembrane space. Gene Ontology annotation, molecular function: protein-folding chaperone binding; ATP binding; ATP-dependent protein folding chaperone. Gene Ontology annotation, cellular component: mitochondrial inner membrane; mitochondrial matrix. Bases 128 to 1888 code for a protein of 586 amino acids. The transcript has 3 exons.